AUGACUCAAGUUAUAGAAGAUACUUAUCCCUGUUUGCCUAUUUAUGAAGCUGUUGCCAAAGAAGUCGACAAUGAUGACUGCCAGCCUUAUUUUGAUUUCAUCACAACCCUAAGGGAAGCAAAGCAAACUGAUUAUCAAAGCUACAAGUAUAGAAUUGAUACUCAUUUCCCCAAAAUUGACAAACUAGUUUUGCGAAGACCCACCUGCAUGCCAACUAUUUCCGAAGCUGUUGCUCAUUUGAAGUUGUUGAGAGCGUUUGGUGUGUUGAAGGAAAAUGUUUUAGAGGGCGGGAAUGAUCCAGAACAGUACCAAGUUAAAAAGUGGAAGGUGUUUGUUACAUGUGCUGUUAGGCGGUUCAUUAUUUUUGUAUCUGCCUUGAAGGAGUGUUUUGGCGAUAGGCUGUCAUCGAGGGAACUUCCAUUUUAUGAGCUACGAAAGCAUACAAGUUUCAAUGAAACAAUGGAUCUGUUCUUGCCUCCGCUAGAUGUGGUUAUGGUAUGGCAUGCUUUUCUAUUAAAUCCCAGGACGUUUUAUGAUGUGUUUACCAGAGAGGAUUUUAUUGUAUUUGCAAAGUACCCAUUGCCGUUGGAUAGACUUGAAUCGUGUAUUGACGACGAAUCUUUUGAGUUUAAGGUAUCGGAUGAGCUCAAGACAAACUAUACCAAUCUAUUGAAAACAUUCACAGACGAAGCAAACGAUCUCAAGUUUGAUGUGGGGACUUUUUCCAUGUAUGAGGAGUUGGUUGUUGUUUAUUGUCCACAAUGUGAGGUACCAUUAUCAAAGCCUAUCCCAAUGACAACUGAUCGGGAAACUGGGUUUGCUGAUUACCAAUUUAAAGCAAAACCUCAACGUAAGAAUCGAAACAUUGUUCUUCACAAUUGUUAUUGUGAUGAUAUGGAAGAACUAACUCAUAACGAACUACGCAAACUUCAAUUGUACCAUGAUCUCCAUGACUCACGACCCCUUCCAAAUGCUUAUAAAUACUAUUCACCGGUUCUUUGCAAUCCAAAACAAUCAAGAGAUCCUGUUGUUAUUAGCAAUCAGAUCAAACAAGUGGUUAUGAAGCGUUGGAGUUCUUCCAAAAGCGUUUACACAAUUACAAAAGAUAUUGACGAACGGUUGAGUGGUUAUGCACAAUCGAAUCUUAUUUGUUAUACAGUGCCCCGUGGUAUGGUAAUUGGCGAGGAUCUAGUUGGCUGUGUAUUGCGACAAGAGAUAUUUACCAUGAAAAUGAACAGCAUGGAUUGGUUGCAUUCUCCUAUUGUGUUGCAGAGCGUGUCAGAGUCGUUGAUUAGGUACAGAAAGUUUUUCUUGAUGAUGACUGACAGUAACUUAACACAUAUGGUGGUUCCCACAUUGGAUAUUGACUUGGUGUGGCACACACAUCAGCUAUGGAUGUAUGGAUAUUUUAAAGACUGUUUGUCUUCAUCAUGCCAUGCAGUAAUUGGUCAUGACGAUAAAGUCGAGGCAGGAGAAUUAGACGAUGGUUUUCAGUUCACUUGCAAGCUUUACAAGAAGCGGUACAAUGACGACUACUCAAUCUGCUAUUGUCGUUAUUGCUCGAGCCACAGACCAGAGGUCAAACUUCUGUUUUGGAAGUCGUCUUUGAAAACGCGAAAGAAAUUGGAAAGGGAGAAGUUUUCGUUAGUUACUCAUCCGUUGUUCAGUUUGAAUGAAGGGUUGUGUCAUAUAAGUACACAUAACUCAACAGUUUUACCCUAUUAUGCUGCAAGAUUAGAAAGCAAUCUACCAUGGACAAAAGAGAAUUGUCAUUUGCAAAACCCAGCAAAAUAUGUUGUUGCACCAGUUGUACCUAGAAUGUUUAUAUAA
This is a messenger RNA of Candida dubliniensis CD36, 1830 nucleotides long. RefSeq lists its product as uncharacterized. Bases 1 to 1830 code for a protein of 609 amino acids. NCBI's taxonomy places the organism in Eukaryota, Fungi, Ascomycota, Pichiomycetes, Serinales, Debaryomycetaceae. The transcript has a single exon. The record is from RefSeq and is a predicted model, not a curated record.